AUGUCAGCCAUAGUUCAGGAAACACGAACCGACCGGUUGGACGUAGACAUGCUGUGCGCGUUUGUUGGGCAGCAUACGGGUGUGGAAUGGGAAGGAAGAAAAUUAUCUUCAAGGUAUCGUGGAAUGGGUGGAAUUAUAAAAUAUUUUCGUGAUUCUCCUAUUGCUGUUCUGUGGAAGUAUUCAAGACAUGUGAGUUACACUUUAUCCUUUAUGUAG
Molecule: messenger RNA, 216 nt
Organism: Gryllus bimaculatus (two-spotted cricket)
Lineage: Eukaryota; Metazoa; Arthropoda; Insecta; Orthoptera; Gryllidae
Source: the annotation of a GenBank genome assembly